Zasmidium cellare ATCC 36951 is the source of this 387-nucleotide messenger RNA. RefSeq lists its product as uncharacterized. Lineage: Eukaryota; Fungi; Ascomycota; Dothideomycetes; Mycosphaerellales; Mycosphaerellaceae. Gene Ontology annotation, cellular component: cytosolic large ribosomal subunit; ribosome. Gene Ontology annotation, biological process: cytoplasmic translation. Bases 1 to 387 code for a protein of 128 amino acids. Gene Ontology annotation, molecular function: structural constituent of ribosome. The record is from RefSeq and is a predicted model, not a curated record. The transcript has 3 exons.
AUGUCUAACCAGACCAAGUCCAACAAGCCCGCGGGCAAGACUGGCCGCAGCGCCAUCGAGGAUGUCGUCGCCCGCGAAUACACCGUCCACCUGCACAAGAGAGUCCACGGCGUAAGCUUCAAGAAGAGGGCUCCUCGCGCCAUCAAGGAGAUUCGCUCUUUCGCUGAGAAGGCCAUGGGCACCACCGACGUCCGUCUCGACCCUCAGUUGAACAAGAAGGUCUGGGAAUCCGGCAUCAAGGGCGUCCCAUUCCGUCUCCGUGUCCGCAUCAGCCGCAAGCGUAACGACGAGGAGGGCGCCAAGGAGAAGCUGUACUCCUACGUCCAGGCCGUCAACGUCAAGAACCCCAAGGGUCUCCAGACCGCCGUUGUCGAGGAUGCGGCAUAG